Molecule: messenger RNA, 1348 nt
Organism: Scomber scombrus (Atlantic mackerel)
Lineage: Eukaryota; Metazoa; Chordata; Actinopteri; Scombriformes; Scombridae
Product: homeobox protein DBX1-B-like
Exons: 4
Coding region: 73-1086 (337 amino acids)
Biological process (GO): regulation of transcription by RNA polymerase II; cell differentiation in spinal cord
Molecular function (GO): DNA binding; DNA-binding transcription factor activity, RNA polymerase II-specific
Source: RefSeq, a predicted model, not a curated record
CUGAACAGAUUUCUGACAGAAAAGUAAGAAAAAGUAAAGAGAGAGAAACUUUUUUUUUUUUUUGGACCAACCAUGAUGUUUCCCUGCAGCGCUCUGCCGCCUCCUCUCUACCCGGGUUUACUGCGUCCCCAGGCGGCUCUCUCCUCGCCUCUGACCCGGUCACUCCCCUCGGGUUUUUUAGUGGAAGAUCUUCUCCGAAUCAGCCAGCCUACAUACAGCUACAUACACAGGACUUUCUCCUCCAGAAGCCCCGGGGACAUCCUGUCGCUCAGCCCGGGGCCGGGUGCCUCUCCCCGGGCGUCAGGACUCAACACAGAGCGGUCUGUGCUGCAGAGCUCCGGCCAGCAGAGCCGCAGCAGCUCCGGCUCCCCGCACACCUCCUGCCCGGACUCCAGCUACCUCAAGUUCGGCGUCAGUGCCAUUCUUGCCCCGUCCACACGGAGCGCUUGCUCCUCUACUCCAGUCCACAGUUUGCACACUAAAGCUUUGCCUCUACCUUUCUUUGAUGCAAGUCUCCAUCCUUUCAUCAGAGCUUCAUGUUUCACAGCCUCCUCUUCUGUGGUUCCUGUCCCGGGGACGUUUUCGUGGCCCCUGGCCCCCAGAGGGAAGCCCAGGAGGGGCAUGCUACGGCGGGCCGUGUUCUCUGACCUGCAGAGGAAGGCUCUGGAGAGAACCUUCCAGAAGCAGAAGUACAUCAGCAAACCAGACAGGAAGAAGCUGGCCAGUAAGCUGGGACUCAAAGACUCACAGGUGAAGAUCUGGUUUCAGAACCGUAGGAUGAAGUGGAGGAACUGUAAGGAGAGAGAGCUGCUGUCCACAGGGGGCUGCCGCCAGCAGACCCUCCCCACCAAAACCAACCCCCACCCCGACCUCACCGACGUGGGCAGCGCCUACUGCCACGCGCUGGACACGACCGCACCAGGCAGCCAAGAACAGCCGGAAAGCCCGGAGUCACAUAUUCACAACCACCACCAGCACCAUCAUCAUCAUCAUCACCAUCACCAUCACAGUCCUUCCUCUCCAUCAGAGUCCAGUAAACAGUCGGAGCUGUCGGAGUCAGACGGAGAAGAGAUCACGGUUUCAUAAGAGCUUCAUUAAACAGCAGCGUGUCACUCUGCUCUGUAAACAGCUGUGUUUUAUCAGCAUCUCUCCUCAGUGCCAUAAAUGUGUACAGUGUGUGUAUAUGACUUUUAUAUGUAGUUCAGUAUAUUAUGUACACAGUAUAAAACAUAUACUGAGCUGGUUUAGAUUUGGAAUAUUUGUAGAUUUGAAAUGUUUAAAACUUUUAAAUAUAUAAUGACUCUUUCAAUGCAUAUUUGUAUUCUUUAUUUUCUCAAAUAAAUGUUGG